Penicillium antarcticum is the source of this 327-nucleotide messenger RNA. RefSeq lists its product as uncharacterized. The transcript has a single exon. The record is from RefSeq and is a predicted model, not a curated record. Bases 1 to 327 code for a protein of 108 amino acids. Lineage: Eukaryota; Fungi; Ascomycota; Eurotiomycetes; Eurotiales; Aspergillaceae.
AUGCCUCAUGGAAACGGCACCCUCACAUGCGACAAAGGGCAAAUCCUAGGUCAAUUCGAAGUCGACGGAGCCCAGUAUAUUUUCGUCGGCAAGCUAAGCACCUUCACUCAGUCUUUCUCCGUGACUAGUGCCGAUGUCGCCUUUGAAUCAGCCGACCAACUACAACUUGAACCUGAGGACUUUGAAGAAAUACCCAUUGAGAAGGACUGUUUCCAGCUCCGACUCGUGAAUGGGGUGUCGAUCACUGGCGGCUUUGACAUGCCUUUUACCGAGGCGGAAGUGAAAAAGGGGGUUGCUGGAGGGACUGGAAAAUGGCUCAAGUUGUGA